Messenger RNA from Aaosphaeria arxii CBS 175.79, 1098 nucleotides. RefSeq names its product aquaporin. Bases 1 to 1098 code for a protein of 365 amino acids. NCBI's taxonomy places the organism in Eukaryota, Fungi, Ascomycota, Dothideomycetes, Pleosporales. Gene Ontology annotation, biological process: glycerol transmembrane transport; water transport. Gene Ontology annotation, cellular component: plasma membrane. Gene Ontology annotation, molecular function: water channel activity; glycerol channel activity. The transcript has 5 exons. The record is from RefSeq and is a predicted model, not a curated record.
AUGCACCAGAAACGAAGACAUCAUGGGCGUUGUCGGGGGCAUCACAUCCUGGGGAUGACGUCGAUGCCAAACUCUGCCAACAUCGUGGACAUAAGUCAGGGACAGGGCCUUACGAGCUGCGAUAAGGAUAUGAAACGAUCUUUGCUCGGCCUUCGUCCAGAUGUUCCUAUUCUCGAGGAAGACGAUCUUAAUGAGCGUUCGAAGUUUUUGUGGUCACGGAUCAGAUCCACACUAAGGGAGCCUUUCGCCGAAUUUUGGGGAGUGGUUAUAAUGAUCAUGUUUGGAGAUGGUAGCGUAGCACAAGUGCUGUUGUCCACAGGUCAGACCACUGCACCUGGCGGAAACGGUUUCGGAGCAUGGGGCCUCGGAGUCAUGCUCGGUAUCUACGUUGCUGGCGACUCUGGUGCAUACCUCAAUCCUGCCGUUACCUUCUGCAAUUGUCUGUAUCGUCAACUACCGUGGCGGCGCUUCCCAGUGUAUUUCAUUGCUCAAGUCUUAGGUGGGUAUGUCGGAUCUGGAAUUGUGUAUGCCAAUUACAUCAGUGCCAUUGAUUGGUACGAAGGCCAUGGCAUUAGAACUGUUCCGCCUGCCCCAAAGGCAACGGCAGGCAUAUUCUGUACUUACCCGCAGGCUUUCGUCACCAAAGCAAGCCAAUUCUUUUCAGAGUUCAUUGCUAGCGCCCUGCUCAUGUUCGUCAUCUUUGCACUCAAAGAUCGAGGUAACAAUGGGGUUCCAAGGAGCGACAAGUGGUUUCCAUUAUGUCUAUUCUUUUUGAUCUUCGGCCUGGGAGCUUGCUUUGGCUGGGAAACAGGAUACGCGAUCAAUCUUGCCAGGGAUUUUGGCCCAAGACUGAUGUCCUACACAGUAGGAUAUGGUCCAGAAGUAUGGUCAGCAGGCGACUACUACUUUUGGAUUCCAAUGGUGGCACCAUUUCUGGGAUGUGCCUUUGGAGGGUUUUUGUAUGAUGUCUUCAUCUACACUGGUCCGAGUCCGAUCAAUACACCGUGGUUAGGGUUCAAGCAGAUUGUCCGUCCUCAAUACACCAAAGAGGUCAUACUGGAGCAUCGUAGGAGGAAUAAGGAGAAUGACAUUGUGUGA